This is a messenger RNA of Monosiga brevicollis MX1, 702 nucleotides long. RefSeq lists its product as uncharacterized. The transcript is spliced from 5 exons. The record is from RefSeq and is a predicted model, not a curated record. Gene Ontology annotation, molecular function: ubiquitin conjugating enzyme activity. NCBI's taxonomy places the organism in Eukaryota, Choanoflagellata, Craspedida, Salpingoecidae. The annotation marks the transcript as partial. Gene Ontology annotation, biological process: protein polyubiquitination; ubiquitin-dependent protein catabolic process.
UCCACAGCAAACAUGGCGGCCGUCAAGAAACUGCAGCAAGAGCUAAAGUCCUUCACCAAGGACCCCUUGGAUGGAGUUAUGGUGACUGUUGAUGACACGGACCUCUUCACCUGGAACGUCGGCUUCUUUGGCCCCCCAGACAGCAUUUACACGGGCGGUUACUUCAAGGCCGUGCUCAAAUUCCCCCCCAGCUACCCUUUUGAGCCCCCGGCCAUGCAAAUGACAACACCACUGUUUCAUCCCAACAUUUAUGCCGAUGGCAAGAUUUGCAUUUCCAUUCUGCACCCUCCUGGCGAAGAUGAGAUGUCGGGCGAGCGCCCCGAGGAGCGCUGGAAUCCAACUCAAACCGUGCGCACCAUCAUCCUGUCCGUGCUUUCCAUUCUUAAUGAGCCCAACAUUUCUUCCCCGGCCAACGUCGAUGCUUCAGUGGCCUUCCGGGAUUGGCAGGCCGGCAAGUCCAAGCAGUACGAGUUGCGCGUCCGCGAUCAGGUGAAGCAGAGCCAACAGCAAGCAGCCGAUGAAGGACUGAGCAUUCCCAUGACCCAGGAAGAAUACCUGGCCUCCAAGGCUACGCAAGGGCCACGUACGCGCCACGGCUAUCGCCAGGACGACUUUGUGGUCGAGGAUGAGGAGAUCAAAUCUGAGGGAGAGAGUGAUGAUCAAGGCGACGACGACGACGACGACGACGACGACGACGACGAU